UCUCUCGAUUUUCGUCGUCAUCAAACUGCGAAACUCGCUGGCAGAGCAGGAUGUAGUAAUUUUCAUUGUUCGCUAUGAUUGUGUGAUUUAGAUCGAAGGCAUGUAGUAUUAAAUUGCAUUAAGCAGAUGUUCUUUUAAUUGGACAGCAGCAUUUUCUAGUUUCGUCAGUAUUAAAGGUUUGGUAGAAGAGUGUUGAUAAAGCAAUUAACUGUUCUGUGAUAAGCAUUCUGAAGGUAUUAUGUGGAACUAAAUUUUCAAAAUUAAUUUGAAUUUAAUGAACAAUAUUGAUUCACUGAGUGAUGAUUGCAAUCUUGAAAAUGGAUUCGUUAACUCGCGUUAAACUGGAAGUGAAUUAAUGGAAAAAGUCGUCUUGCUCACCGUGAAGGUCGUGCGUCGACCCCGCUGUUGAGGGAGCUAUUAUUUUGUCCAGAAUGUAUACUUAUACGUCCAGACUAACUGUCGCCAUUAUAUGGGCUGCAGAAUGUCACGGAAAAUCGAAACUUGAAGCUACAGCAGCGUAGUGUAACUGCUGGAUGGUUUCAGUUAAAAUUGAAAGUUGAUGUCAGAAGGCAAGAGUGUGUCCCCAAUGGCCGAAAAGCUUUUUUACUCCCUGACUAACGCAGAGGCAAGCACUUCGGAGAAUGAGUUUGACCCAGUACAUCAUGUUGAACCGACACGCUCGGAGGAAGGUGAGGAGCUUGAGGGUGCUGUUGGUGUUGUUGCCGAGGCGGGUUGUGUUGCAAAAGACGAGGACGAAGAUGAGGAGCUCUUGGAGUUUAAAACCCAAGAUAAUUGUCCGCCAACACCAUACGAAGAAUGCUUGGACCUAAAUAUAUUUGAGACAUUGGUACAACAAGAACGUAUGUUGGAAUCUCAAACAAAAGAGUGUGCGGAGAAAGAUGGAAACAGUUUAAAUUUCAUUGAUGGAAGCUCAUCGCCAAAAAAGUUGGAAAAUGCAGAUGCAUGCUGCUGUCCUGCGGUAACGCCAACAGGGGGUCACCAUAUCGGUGAUUCAUGUGGAUCUUCUGCCUCUUCCGCACCUUGUUCCGGAGUUCGUCGUAAAGCAAAAGGUACGGCAACUUCACUAGAAGAACCGGUAACAAAUGGCACGAAGAAAAAAGUUCGCUCGAAUGGAUCGCUUAAAUCAUCUCCGUCGCAAGAUUAUCUUCAAAUUUGGCCUUCCCCGUCUAGUACCAGCAACGAACAGAGGAAUGAAGAUAGUUCAUCGAAUCAGCAGAAGACCACUAGUCCAGCUGUCCAAGUGCAUCGGCCCCUAGAGAGGUCGUGGCCACCGAAACAGCAACACCGCAAACAGCAAGCUUUUUCGCAACAGGAGCAGGGAUCUGAGGAAUUUUCCUUUGACAUAAUUGAUACAGAUGAGCAGUGCUAUCCUUUGACAGGCCCGGAAAGUGGAGCAGGCGGGACGGAUUUUGUUCCUGGAGAGUUUUUCGAACAAAGUCCAAAGCAAAUGCGUCACGAAAAAGUUGCCCGUGUAGUUAAACAAUCCCUGGAGGGGAUAACUGAAAGUGCUCCGUUGGCUACACCUGAGACUGACGGAAGUUUAUCCGAGCAUACACCGCUUAGGCUCGGAAGACUGGAACAAAACGUUAACUCGGAUAUUGAUUGUGCUAACGAAGCUACCGUUGAAAUGAGUAAUCAAACCAAAGCUCCACUGAGGAAAGCCAUUCCAAAACCGGAAUUUAAUUUUCCGGAUAAUCAAUAUGUCCAACCAUCAUCCAGUUCCAAUGAACCAGUGGAAACGUCGAAUGAUAUACGAAUAAUUAAACCUCACAAACCUCUGGUCAGAAUUUUAUCGAACGGUAGAGGGAAAAAUGCGAGUAACGGUCCCGUAAAUUCCGGCGAGCUGCUAGUGUUAGAUGCCAUGAAAGCAAGUCAUAUUAUAUUUCCCGUUCAGAACUUGUCUCCUUGUGCAAGAAGUCCCCCGUCAGGGUCAUCAACUCGAUCGGGGUCGCCACUGGAGCACCAUUCACCCGAUCGCCAUUCACCGGUUAUAAUGCAUCCCAAACCGGUGCGUCCACAGCCCCGUCCGUUGACCAGGGUAGGUUGCGGACGUAAUGAUCUCAUUUGUCCACCAACGCCCACCCAUCACGCUCGGCGACUUCGAGUAUUAGCAGAAAACUUUGGUCCUCCUGACCUACGAACUAGAAAUGUGUUCUCACCGGAAAUAGUAAUAUCUCCGGAAACUACAAGAUACAACGAAUUAGUUGCGGUGACGGGAAAUCGAGUUGAUCAGCUGCAGGUGGCUGAAGGUCACGAAGACGAAACGGAAACUGAUUCACCCAUGCGACACUUGACCAGCACGAGAUUGCCCUCAAUCCCAGAGCGAGCUAGGGGAGCUCUUGCUGAUCCUGAUGAACCUCUGCCGCCUGCUUGGGAAGCUCGUAUGGAUAGUCAUGGCCGAAUAUUUUAUAUCGAUCAUGCUACCCGAACAACAUCUUGGCAAAGGCCGGGCGCACAUUCUGGUAUUUCCGGACCGGAUCAGCAUCGACAGCAAUUGGAUCGUCGUUAUCAAUCGAUAAGGAGAACUAUUUAUGACCGACGAGAAGGGAGUAUGAGCCGUAGUCCGCCUAGGUUCGGUUAUGAUUCUAUUAAUCCACGUCAAGGAGCGUCGGCUAUUGCUGUCGCGAUCAAUACUGCUCAAAUCGAGAGUCUACAGUUGGACCGAACGGCCCACCCAGCGUUACUGAUGAUCUGCCGAGCAAACUUCUACUCCAUGCUACAUACUAACACUGAUGCUAUCUUGAUCUACAAUCGUAACGCCGCCCUAAAACACAUGGUUUCUCGAGUGCGAAGAGACCCGGGCUGCUUCGGGCGUUACCAACACAACCGAGAUUUGGUGGCUUUGGUUAAUUGCUUUGCAUCACCGGAUAAAGAUCUUCCAACGGGUUGGGAAACUAAAGUAGAUCAAAGCGGUAAACAGUUCUUUAUUGAUCAUGCCAAUCGAAGAACUUCGUUCAUGGAUCCCCGGGUUCCUACGGAUUGCCCACGAGCGCGCCAUAGACCGGAGCAGUUGAUUACUGCCACACAAACGGCACCGGCAGUUGAUAUUGCUCCGAUCCCACCACCCAGACCGCCGGCGCUGCCACGGUUGAGUAUCGGAUCGCCUGAGAUUCCGGUUGCCUAUAACGAUAAGGUGGUUGCCUUUCUUCGUCAGCCAAAUAUUCUUGAAAUUCUUCGGGAACGUCAUGGGGCUGCGGCGUGUUCACGCAAUUUGCGGGAUAAAAUCAACUCGAUUAGAGUGGAGGGGACGACUGCACUCGAUCGACUUAGUCAUGACUUGCAGUUGACGAUACUGUUGAGCCUUUUCGAGAACGAUAUUAUGAGCUACAUCCCGGUGGAGGCUCGCAGUCCACAGGGAUCACCGAAUCAUAACAAUGCACGGGUUCCGCAGCGGGCUCCUCCACCUUUCCGGCGGGAUUUCGAGGCAAAAUUACGAACCUUCUACCGCAAGCUGGAGUCGAAAGGAUUCGGCCAGGGACCGCAUAAGUUGAAAUUACACAUCCGCCGGUCUCACCUGUUGGAGGAUGCCUUCCGGCGGAUCAUGUCCGCCAACAAGAAAGAUCUUCAGCGAGGGCGGCUGGCCGUCCUGUGGGACACGGAGGAAGGACUCGAUUAUGGUGGUCCCUCGCGGGAGUUUUUCUUCCUGCUGUCCCGGGAGCUGUUCAAUCCGUACUACGGUUUGUUCGAGUAUUCAGCCAACGACACUUACACGGUGCAGGUUUCGCCGCUGUCCGCGUUUGUGGACAACAGCCAUGAUUGGUUUCGCUUCAGUGGACGCGUUUUAGGCCUUGCACUGGUGCACCAAUAUUUACUGGAUGCCUUCUUCACUCGACCUUUCUAUAAAGCGCUCCUACGGUUACCGGUGGCACUUAGCGACCUCGAGUCUUUAGACAACGAAUUCCAUCAAUCGCUGCAGUGGAUUCGGGAUAAUGAUAUCGGUUCUGGAGCGUCCCUAGGUCUUACCUUCUGUGUAACGGAGGAACUGUUGGGGAGAGUGGUAGAACGUGAACUGAAACCGGGUGGUAAAAAUAUUCCAGUGACUGAAAAAAACAAACGUGAAUAUUUGGAACGGAUGGUCAAGUGGCGUCUGGAGCGUGGAGUGCAAGAGCAAACAGAAUCGCUGGUACGGGGCUUCUAUGAAGUCGUCGAUCCACGAUUGGUAUCCGUAUUCGAUGCCCGUGAGCUGGAACUAGUGAUUGCCGGAACGGCAGAGAUUGAUCUCAACGAUUGGCGCAUCAAUACUGAAUAUCGGAGUGGUUAUCACGACGGCCAUCAGGUGAUCGUUUGGUUUUGGCAUGUGAUAGAAAAGUUUUCCAAUGAGCAGCGACUAAGGCUGCUGCAGUUCGUGACGGGAACGUCCAGUAUUCCGUACGAAGGCUUUGCGGCCCUUCGCGGAUCCACCGGUCCGCGGCGGUUUUGCAUCGAAAAGUGGGGCAAACCGAACGCUCUCCCGAGGGCGCAUACUUGCUUUAAUCGAUUGGAUCUGCCGCCGUACCCGACGCCUGAUGUUUUGUACGAAAAGCUUCUGCUAGCGGUAGAGGAGACGAAUACGUUCGGAAUUGAGUAGCUAGCUGACAGCAAUGGCGAGCCUUGGCCCGUGUAUCUAGUGCUGUUUCUGUUUUAUAGUGUAUUUAUUUUCUAUUUUUUGAAGAUUUUAAUCGUACAGCUGCUCUGAAAGAGACUAGAGGCCACAGAGGGUGCAGGCCGCUUUUGGUGUUUGCAAACGAAAGGAAAAGUAUAUAGCAUGCACAGCACGUAGUGAAACGGUUACUAAACAGUCAGUAGUGUGUGAAUUGGCCUAACGAAAAAGCGCGAUUGCCGCAAGUGCUGUUGCCGCAUUGAUGGUCUACAGGGGAAAAAACAAGCUCCGCGCGGAUUAUCAGUGCGAAACGAAGUGCGGGUGAUUUCGUAUUAAAAAAGUUGAAUCGUGCACCGUAGAAGGUGAAGGCGCAGGUGAGGUCAGUGAAAAAGACGGAGAGCGAUGAAUAGGGGGCAGAAUUUGACGGCUAGGUGUAGUGGUUUCUAAGAUUGGUGGUAGGCUAAGAGAAAACAAUGUGCAGAGAUUUGAAUAUUUCCAGAGAGGUAUUUCGUACACCACGCUAAACUGUACAGCAAUUAUCUGACAACAUUUCAAUCUGUUAGUUGGUUUUCAGUGUUUCAACAAGCAUUUUUUCGAUAUUUGGAACUCGAUGAUUGGAUUAAUCAAAAUAAUACGUUUACGCUGGUAUGCAAAUCAAUUUAGAUUUGGUAUUCACAUAUUGUUGUACAUUUAAAUCACGCCGUUGCCACGACAAUUAAUUAAUUAUUCUCUAACGGCAACAAUAAUUUGUCAAUAAGAGCGAUAAACUAAAAUCACAUCCUCUGUCGGCCAACAAAAACCAAUCGAUAAAUUUACAUUACUGCCAUACAAAUGUCAUCUGUUGCUCAUUAAUUAAGUUACCAACUUCAACAUUUCGCUUCGGUGGGCCAGACGAGCUGCUCGCUGCCAUCAAUACACUAUGUGGACAUGCCGUUAUCGCAGAAUCUCCUUUUUCUUCGCUUUUUCCGUUUAUUGCUCUCGGACUCAAUCUGUCUCAACUGUUGAGGCAAUGCUGGAGACUCCCCCUGAGCAUCUAGGUGACAACAAGAAAGUAAACGGGUGCGAAUUUUCUAACAUUUUAUGAGUGAUUAGUAAUUGAAGAACAAUAACUAAGAGAGUGUUGCACAGCUUCAUAGCGUUGACUAAUGACCACCCUAAGGUGGCGCAAUUGAUCGGUGACAUCAAACGACAAUCGCAGCUAAUGGCGGCGGAUUAGGAGAAGUGUAAGGAAAUUUACAUCUAAUUGCUGUACACGAUUCUAUGAAUAUGGUUCAAGUGUAGUAGACUAGUAGGAUAUAAGAACGUGUUUUAGUUUUCAAUGCGGAAUAUGUUAAUAAGGAAAAAAACACAGCAAACAAUACAACUGCACGUAUCCAUUGGAUAUUCCAAUAGUGGCACCUACCAUAGAAAGCACCCGUAAGUAACGUUAUUUCAAAAAGUCGUCGCUUUAUUGAAAUAUUAUACGUUCAACAAAUGUUCUCUUCUAGUCAGAACUGAUAAAAUUACCGAUUACCCAAUACAAUAGACAUCCCUCUGAGGAUAGCCAGACUUAAUAAUCUUUAGAAUAUCCCCAAGCGCCCAAAGCACACAUACAGGUACACUUAUACCCGCAUAUAGAUACCAUUAAUGAAAAGUCCCGCCACCACUGAAACGAUACCGUAGAGCAAAAAUAAUAGUCGUAUUUCCCUAAAACCGUAUCGUACAGUAUUGCUUACUAAUCGAAUCGCUUCGACACAUCGAUCGAUAAUAGAGCAGUAGUAACCAAGCUAUACUUUCCUGCUAGAUGUAAUUGUUCGCUGCCGUCAAAAUUCGAAGACAAUUCGAUAAAAAAGCCGUUAUAUUAUAACAAGGGAAAUUUAAAAAAAAAUGCAUGUUAUUCGGAACCUCACUUUACCUGCUUUCCAUCUUACAGCAAGUGACACGAGAAGCAGAAUAACCACGAUUCGUAGAAAGACACCAUCUUCUGUCAUUAUUUUUGCACAGUUGAAACAAGUCUGUGUUGAACUAGGAUUAAUAAAGGUGCAUGUCCUUUUAUUAUAAUUUUCUGCCGUGUACUUUCGUUAGGGCUCCAUCCGUCUCAUUAGUUUUUGGGCCAGUGUGUGUAUGCGUCUCGGUAUUGUUUUCUACAACCGAUCUGAGGUUACAUGUAUUCGCGAGCGAGGGGUGUUUUUUCGUAAUAACCAUUACUAUGUUUUACUGUGUAAGACUAGGUGUAUAUGAUUUUAUCUGGUUAAUUAUUGUUUAGUAACGUAAAUCUUCGAAAACGUAAAGGUUUUUACCAUUUCUUCGGUACAUUUUAAGUUUUGUUUUCAACACUUGUCAGAUCGAUCAGUCAUAAUUUUAGUGAAUAUUUUAUUAGAUGGUACUAUCGUUAGAAACGCUUACGCAAAUAAACCAAACAUUUAAAAUUUA
Molecule: messenger RNA, 7012 nt
Organism: Wyeomyia smithii (pitcher-plant mosquito)
Lineage: Eukaryota; Metazoa; Arthropoda; Insecta; Diptera; Culicidae
Gene: Hecw
Product: E3 ubiquitin-protein ligase HECW2
Exons: 7
Coding region: 560-4588 (1342 amino acids)
Biological process (GO): regulation of dendrite morphogenesis
Molecular function (GO): ubiquitin-protein transferase activity; protein binding
Source: RefSeq, a predicted model, not a curated record